This is a messenger RNA of Myotis davidii, 982 nucleotides long. RefSeq names its product N-acetylated alpha-linked acidic dipeptidase-like 2 (gene NAALADL2). The annotation marks the transcript as partial. The transcript has 2 exons. The record is from RefSeq and is a predicted model, not a curated record. Lineage: Eukaryota; Metazoa; Chordata; Mammalia; Chiroptera; Vespertilionidae.
AUUGCAAAAUCCAUGUUAAAUUUUACUUGAUUUCUGUAAGAGCAACAGAGCAGAAACUCUAAAAAACAAACGAAACUCUGGCUGUGCACCGCGGUGUGUUGGUAGCAUCCACACACUUUCAGGAGGAAAAUGAAAAUCGGUUUCAGGACUAAAGUGAAAGUAAGGAAUUAAAAGUUAAUAUUAAAACGGAAACAAAGCCACGUUUUGUGAAGCUCACAUUAUAAUAGCAGCGCAUUGGAUCAAAGGAUGUGAUCUCACUUCAGAGUAAAACAGGUCCUGCAAGCCCAGGUAACUCAGGAAGCAGAAUGGUAAUUAUUCACAGAAGAAAGCAGGUAGUGUACUGUUACACUACUACAGCAGAAAGUCAGAAGGUCAGGCGCUCGCAGGGUAACUGACACAACUUGGAACUGUCCGGCCCCUUUAAAAAGAGAUAAAAAAUGGGAGAGAAUGAAGCAAGUUUACCUAACACAUCCUUGCAAGGUAAGAAGAUGGCCUAUCAAAAAGUCAAUGCAGAUCAAAGAGCUCCAGGGCAUUCACAGUACUUGGACAAUGAUGACCUUCAAGCCACUGCCCUUGACUUAGAGUGGGACAUGGAAAAGGAACUGGAGGAGCCUGGUUUUGACCAGUUUCACCUAGAUAGUGCAGAGAAUCAGAACCUGGAGAGUUCAGAGACUGCAGACCUCAAUCUUGAUUCCAUUCAACCAGCAACUUCACCCAAAGGCAGGUUUCAGCGACUUCAAGAAGAGUCUGACUAUGCUACCCGCUAUACAAGAUCUGCACCAAAGAGCAACCACUGCACCUUUUGCCGCCUUUUAAAAAUACUUUGUACAGCCAUCAUUUUGUUUAUUUUUGGAAUUUUGAUAGGCUAUUAUGCACAUAAAAAUUGCCCUUCAGAUGCCACAUCUUCAGGAACACUUGAUCAUCAGUUAUAUCAAGAGAUUCUCAAGACAAUCCAAGCAGAAGAUAUUAAGAAGACUUUCAG